GAGGAUCACGACUGCGCACAGGCCACAACCACCACCGUCGACUCACUGAGUCAACCAUGCCCGAGUCCAACGCAACUCCGUCCACGGCGGCGGACGUCUCCGACGCCCCCUCCGACGCGGUCCUCUCGAGCUCCAGGUACCUCACACGGCAGGAGGUGAUACGACGUCGUUCUCGCAGAGUGAAGCAGCUUUCGAAGUGCUACAGAGCUCACUACUGGUCUCUGAUGCAGGAGCUGAAAAUCAGGUACAGAGAGUACUACUGGAAGUACGGUAGGAGCGCGUUCCAGGAGGAUGAGAAGCGGGAGGGUGAGGGUGUUGAGGGGACUGGGGAGAAUCUCAACGGUCAUGGGAAGCUAGGGUUAGGGUUAGGGAUUGGGGAGAAUGGGUUUGAUGUGAAGCGAUGUGCGGUUUCGGGGUGUAAAUCGAAGGCCAUGGCGUUGACGAGGUUCUGUCACCCUCACAUAUUGUCUGAUUCGAAGCAGAAGCUGUACAAGGGCUGUUCCUUUGUGAUCAAGAGUGUUCAGGCAGGACCUGUUCUUUGUGGGAAGCCAAUACUAAGAUCCACUGUUCCUUCUCUCUGCCCUAUUCAUUUUCAAAAGGCUGAAAGACAGGUCAAUAAUGCCCUGAAAAAGGCAGGUCUUAAUGCUGCUUCAUCAAGUAAGCUUGCUCCCAAGUUCCAUGUCAUAGUUGCAGAAUAUGCCCGUCAAAUCCAAACCAAAAGAAGAGCUGCACAAAGAGCAUCUGUAAAUAAAGUUGAGAUUAAAGAGGAGACAGGAUGUUGAGUAAAGAUUUUGUGUGUAAAGAAUGUUAACCAUUGGUGAAGCAGGCAGAUGCCAUGAUCUUGAGCUAUGAGGUCUCUGAUUGGAUGGUGCAAGAUGAAGAUUUGGAUGGGUCAUGAGACUUGUGGUUCGAGCAUCAGCUCUGUGCUUACUGAAGGCGGUGGAAACUGGGACAAGAUGCAUGGACUCAGCUUGUGGGCUUAUACAACAUAUUGGGAUGAAUCAUAAUGGAAUGGUGUGCAUGAACAAAGUGGUUCAUGCACCCUCCUGUGGGAGGUUGAAAUAUUUGUUAUUUUUAAGCAUCCAUAUUGGAAUUCUGAACAUGAUGAUUUAGCAUGAGUUUUUACUAAGAAACCCAAUUUAACUUUAAAACUUGUUUGGGUACUUGAAACCAUGCAAUUACAUAUUUGUUGAUACACUGACAUCUCUAUCAAAUUAUCUUCCUAUGUACAUGGGUUGUGCCCCCUUUUGCUUGGCACUCUA
Molecule: messenger RNA, 1262 nt
Organism: Vitis riparia (riverbank grape)
Lineage: Eukaryota; Viridiplantae; Streptophyta; Magnoliopsida; Vitales; Vitaceae
Product: INO80 complex subunit D-like
Exons: 3
Coding region: 57-782 (241 amino acids)
Cellular component (GO): NSL complex
Source: RefSeq, a predicted model, not a curated record